AGACGAAUUUGGCAAAGAACUUCUAAGAAGGUGGACUUUGGAGGCGCCUGUUCAGGAGACCAUUCGCUUGUUUGUACGGCAGGUCUUUGGAAAAGGGGAUUGGUUGGAGGCCUUCCAGUGCAAUUAUUGGAAUUUUGCAGGGCGCUCUUGGAGACAGUUAGUUUGGUGCACAUCAAGUUAUUUGAGCACUGGUUGCGACCAUGCAGCGGCCGCCGGGCCCCCCGUUCUCGGGGGUUCCACAGAAUGCCCUUCAGCAGCAGCUCCGGCAGCAGGCCCUAGCCCAGCAGGAAGCCGCGCUGCAACAGCAGCUCAUGCGCCAGGCGCAGGCCCAGGGACGCCCGCACCAGAUGCCACCCCCACCGCCGCAGCACUUUGCGCCACCGCCGCAGCCGGGGGGAGCAUUGCCUGCGCCGGAGGCGGGCGUGAGCGGAGCUGGGGCGGGGAAGGUGGAUGAGGCGAAGCUGGAGGAGAAGGCGCGCAAGUGGCAGCAGCUGAAUCAGAAGCGGUAUGGGGAGAAGCGCAAGUUUGGGUACGUGGACACGCAGAAGGAGGACAUGCCCCCGGAGCAUGUGCGCAAGAUCAUCCGGGACCACGGGGACAUGACGAACCGCAAGUUCCGGCGGGACAAGCGCGUGUAUCUGGGGGCGCUCAAGUUUGUGCCACACGCCGUGCUGAAGCUGCUGGAGAACAUGCCGAUGCCGUGGGAGCAGGUGCGGCACUGCAAGGUGCUGUACCACAUCACAGGGGCCAUCACGUUCGUGAAUGAGGUUCCGUGGGUUGUGGAGCCCAUCUACCUGGCGCAGUGGGGCACCAUGUGGAUCAUGAUGCGGCGCGAGAAGCGCGACCGGCGGCACUUCAAGCGCAUGCGCUUCCCUCCGUUCGAUGACGAGGAGCCACCUCUGGACUAUGCGGACAACCUGCUGGACGUGGAUCCGCUGGAGCCGAUCCAGUUGGAGCUGGACGAGGAGGAGGACAGCGCCGUGUACGACUGGUUCUACGACAGCAAGCCGCUGGUCAACACCAAGCUCAUCAACGGGCCCAGCUACCGGCGCUGGCAGCUCUCCCUGCCAAUUAUGGCCACCCUGUACAGGCUGGCGGGCCAGCUCCUGAGCGACCUGACGGACCAGAACUACUUCUACCUCUUUGACCUCAAGUCCUUCUACACGGCCAAGGCACUCAACAUGUGCAUCCCUGGGGGGCCCAAGUUUGAGCCGCUGUACCGCGACAUGGACAAGGGCGACGAGGACUGGAACGAGUUCAAUGACAUCAACAAGCUCAUCAUCCGCUCCCCCAUCCGCACCGAGUACAAGAUCGCCUUCCCGUACCUGUACAAUAACCGGCCGCGCAAGGUCGCUCUGUCCACGUACCACACCCCCAUGGUCACGUACAUCAAGGCGGAGGACCCCGACCUCCCCGCCUUCUACUUUGACCCCCUCAUCCACCCCAUACCCUUCUACAAAACCGAUCGGAAGCAGCAGAAAGACGUGGCCGGGGAGGAAGACGAGGAGGAAGACGGGUUUGCACUGCCGGAGGGGGUGGAGCCGCUGCUUGAGGAGACCCCCCUGUACACCGACACCACGACGGCCGGGAUUGCGCUGCUGUGGGCCCCGCGGCCGUUCAACCUGCGGUCGGGGCGCACGCGGCGCGCGGAGGAUGUGCCGCUGGUGGCGGGAUGGUACCGCGAGCACUGCCCGCCCAACUACCCGGUGAAGGUGCGCGUGAGCUACCAGAAGCUGCUCAAGCUGUACGUGCAGAACAGCCUCAACCGGCGGCCCCCCAAGGCGCACAAGAAGAAGUACCUCUUCAAGGCGCUUAAGAACACCAAGUUCUUCCAGUCCACCGAGCUUGACUGGGUGGAGGCCGGCCUCCAGGUGUGCAAGCAGGGGUACAACAUGCUGAACUUGCUGAUCCACCGCAAGAACCUCAACUACCUGCACCUCGACUACAACUUCAACCUCAAGCCCGUCAAGACGCUGACCACCAAGGAGCGGAAGAAGUCGCGCUUCGGCAACGCGUUCCACCUGUGCCGCGAGAUCCUGCGGCUGACCAAGCUGGUGGUGGACAGCAACGUGCAGUUCCGGCUGGGCAACGUGGACGCGUUCCAGCUGGCGGACGGGCUGCAGUAUGCGUUCAGCCACGUGGGGCAGCUCACGGGGAUGUACCGCUACAAGUACCGCCUCAUGCGCCAGAUCCGCAUGUGCAAGGACCUGAAGCACCUCAUCUACUACCGCUUCAACACGGGGCCCGUCGGAAAGGGCCCCGGCUGCGGUGUGUGGGCGCCCAUGUGGCGCGUGUGGCUCUUCUUCCUGCGCGGCAUCGUGCCGCUGCUGGAGCGGUGGCUGGGAAACCUGCUGGCGCGCCAGUUCGAGGGGCGCGCCUCCAAGGGCGUGGCCAAGACGGUGACCAAGCAGCGCGUGGAGAGCCACUACGACCUGGAGCUGCGCGCGGCCGUGAUGCACGACAUCCUGGACAUGAUGCCCGAAGGGAUCAAGCAGAACAAGGCGCGCACCAUCCUGCAGCACCUCUCCGAGGCCUGGCGCUGCUGGAAGGCCAACAUCCCCUGGAAGGUGCCCGGGCUGCCCGCCCCGAUCGAGAACAUGAUCCUGCGGUACGUCAAGUCGAAGGCGGACUGGUGGACGAACGUGGCGCACUACAACCGCGAGCGCAUCCGGCGCGGGGCCACGGUGGACAAGACGGUGUGCAAGAAGAACCUGGGGCGGCUCACGCGGCUGUGGCUCAAGGCGGAGCAGGAGCGGCAGCACAACUAUCUCAAGGACGGGCCGUACGUCACGCCGGAGGAGGCCGUCGCCAUCUACACUACCACGGUCCACUGGCUGGAGAGCCGCAAGUUCUCGCCCAUCCCGUUCCCGCCGCUGAGCUACAAGCACGACACGAAGCUGCUCAUCCUGGCGCUGGAGCGGCUCAAGGAGCCGUACAGCGUGAGCGUGCGGCUGAACCAGCAGCAGCGCGAGGAGCUGGGCCUGAUCGAGCAGGCGUACGACAACCCGCACGAGGCGCUGAGCCGCAUCAAGCGGCACCUGCUGACGCAGCGCGCGUUCAAGGAGGUGGGCAUCGAGUUUAUGGACCUGUACAGCCACCUCAUCCCCGUCACGGAGGUGGAGCCGCUCGAGAAGAUCACGGACGCGUACCUGGACCAGUACCUCUGGUACGAGGGCGACAAGCGCGGCCUGUUCCCCAACUGGGUGAAGCCCGCGGACAGCGAGCCGCCGCCGCUGCUGGUCUACAAGUGGUGCCAGGGCAUCAACAACCUGGCCGACGUCUGGGACACGGGCGACGGCGAGUGCGUCGUCAUGCUGCAGACGCGCUUCGAAAAGUUCUUCGAGAAGCUGGACCUCACCAUGCUCAACCGCCUCCUGCGCCUCAUCGUCGACCACAACCUCGCAGACUACAUGACGGCCAAGAACAACGUGAUCCUGUCGUACAAGGACAUGAGCCACACCAACAGCUACGGCCUGCUGCGCGGCCUGCAGUUUGCGUCGUUCCUGGUGCAGUACUACGGCCUGGUGCUGGACUUGCUCAUCCUGGGCCUCACGCGCGCCAGCGAGAUCGCGGGCCCGCCGCAGACGCCCAACGAGUUCCUCACCUUCCGCGAUGUCAAGACGGAGGUGAAGCACCCGAUCCGGCUGUACAGCCGCUACGUGGACCGGCUGCACAUGCUGUUCCGGUUCAGCCACGAGGAGGCGCGCGACCUCAUCCAGCGCUACCUCACGGAGCACCCCGACCCCAACAACGAGAACAUCGUGGGGUACAACAACAAAAAGUGCUGGCCGCGCGACGCGCGCAUGCGGCUGAUGAAGCACGACGUGAACCUGGGGCGCGCCGUGUUCUGGGAGGUGCGCAACCGGCUGCCGCGCAGCCUGACGAGCCUAGAGUGGGACAACAGCUUCUGCAGCGUGUACAGCCGCGACAACCCGAACCUGCUCUUCUCCAUGUCCGGCUUCGAGGUGCGCAUCCUGCCCAAGGUGCGCAUGGCCGCCGAGGGCUUCGCCUCCAAGGACGGCGUCUGGCAGCUGCAGAACGAGGCCACCAAGGAGCGCACCGCGCAGGCGUUCCUGCGCGUGGACGACGAGCACAUGAAGGUGUUCGAGAACCGCGUGCGCCAGAUCCUGAUGUCCAGCGGCAGCACGACGUUCACCAAGAUCGCCAACAAGUGGAACACGGCGCUCAUCGGGCUGAUGACCUACUUCCGCGAGGCGACGGUGCACACGGAGGAGCUGCUGGACCUGCUGGUCAAGUGCGAGAACAAGAUCCAGACGCGCAUCAAGAUCGGGCUCAACUCCAAGAUGCCCUCGCGCUUCCCGCCGUGCGUCUUCUACACGCCCAAGGAGAUCGGCGGGCUGGGCAUGCUGUCCAUGGGCCACAUCCUGAUCCCCUCCAGCGACCGCCAGUACAGCAAGCAGACCGACAUCGGGAUCACGCACUUCCGCUCCGGCAUGAGCCACGAGGAGGACCAGCUCAUUCCCAACCUCUACCGGUACAUCCAGCCGUGGGAGUCAGAGUUCAUUGACAGCCAGCGCGUGUGGGCGGAGUACGCGCUCAAGCGGCAGGAGGCGCAGGCGCAGAACCGGCGGCUGACGCUGGAGGACCUGGAGGACUCGUGGGACCGCGGCAUCCCGCGCAUCAACACGCUCUUCCAGAAGGACCGCCACACGCUCGCCUACGACAAGGGCUGGCGCGUGCGCACCGACUUCAAGCAGUACCAGAUCAUGAAGCAGAACCCGUUCUGGUGGACCCACCAGCGGCACGACGGCAAGCUGUGGAACCUGAACAACUACCGCACGGACGUCAUCCAGGCGCUGGGCGGCGUGGAGGGCAUCCUGGAGCACACGCUGUUCAAGGGCACCUACUUCCCCACCUGGGAGGGCCUCUUCUGGGAGAAGGCCUCCGGCUUCGAGGAGAGCAUGAAGUACAAGAAGCUGACCAACGCGCAGCGCUCGGGGCUCAACCAGAUCCCCAACCGGCGCUUCACGCUCUGGUGGUCGCCCACGAUCAACCGCGCGAACGUGUACGUCGGCUUCCAGGUGCAGCUGGACCUGACGGGCAUCUUCAUGCACGGCAAGAUCCCCACGCUCAAGAUCAGCCUCAUCCAGAUCUUCCGCGCGCAUCUCUGGCAGAAGGUGCACGAGAGCGUCGUCAUGGACAUCUGCCAGGUGCUGGACCAGGAGCUGGACGCGCUGGAGAUCGAGACGGUGCAGAAGGAGACGAUCCACCCGCGCAAGAGCUACAAGAUGAACAGUAGCUGCGCGGACGUGCUCCUGUUUGCGGCGUUCAAGUGGGCGAUGAGCAAGCCGAGUCUGGUGGCGGACACCAAGGACGUGUUUGACCAGAAGGCGGGCAACAAGUACUGGGUGGACGUGCAGCUGCGCUGGGGCGACUACGACAGCCACGACAUCGAGCGCUACACGCGCGCCAAGUUCCUGGACUACACCACGGACAACAUGUCCAUCUACCCCGCGCCCACCGGCGUCAUGGUCGGCAUCGACCUCGCCUACAACCUGCACUCCGCCUACGGCAACUGGUUCCCCGGGAUCAAGCCCCUCAUGGCUAAGGCGAUGGCGAAGAUCAUGAAGGCGAACCCCGCGCUUUAUGUACUGCGCGAGCGCAUCCGCAAGGGGCUGCAGCUGUACAGCAGCGAGCCGACGGAGCCGUACCUGAGCAGCCAGAACUACGGCGAGCUGUUCAGCAACCAGAUCAUCUGGUUCGUGGACGACACCAACGUGUACCGCGUCACCAUCCACAAGACGUUCGAGGGCAACCUGACGACCAAGCCCAUCAACGGCGCCAUCUUCAUCUUCAACCCGCGCACGGGCCAGCUCUUCCUCAAGAUCAUCCACACCUCCGUGUGGGCCGGCCAGAAGCGGCUGGGCCAGCUGGCCAAGUGGAAGACGGCGGAGGAGGUGGCCGCGCUGGUGCGCAGCCUGCCGGUGGAGGAGCAGCCGAAGCAGAUCAUCGUGACGCGCAAGGGCAUGCUGGACCCGCUGGAGGUGCACCUGCUCGACUUCCCCAACAUCGUCAUCAAGGGCUCCGAGCUGCAGCUGCCCUUCCAGGCGUGCCUCAAGAUCGAAAAGUUUGGCGACCUCAUCCUCAAGGCCACCGAGCCGCAGAUGGUGCUCUUCAACAUCUACGACGACUGGCUGCGCACCAUCAGCAGCUACACCGCCUUCUCGCGCCUCAUCCUCAUCCUGCGCUCCCUCCACGUCAACAACGAGAAGGCCAAGAUGCUGCUCCGCCCCGACAAGACGGUCGUCACGGAGGCGCACCACAUCUGGCCGUCCCUCAGCGAUGAGCAGUGGAUCAAGGUGGAGGUCGCGCUGCGGGACCUCAUCCUGGCGGACUACGCCAAGAAGAACAACGUCAACACGAGCGCGCUCACGCAGUCCGAGAUCCGCGACAUCAUCCUGGGGGCGGAGAUCACGCCGCCCAGCCAGCAGCGGCAGCAGAUCGCGGAGAUCGAGAAGCAGGCCAAGGAGGCGAGCCAGCUGCAGGCGGUGACGACGCGCACGACCAACGUGCACGGCGACGAGCUGAUCGUGACCACGACCAGCCCGUACGAGCAGGCGGCGCUGGUGUCCAAGACGGACUGGCGCGUGCGGGCCAUCAGCAGCACCAACCUGCACCUGCGCGUCAACCACAUCUACGUCAACAACGCGGACCUCAAGGAGACCGGCUUCACCUACGUCAUGCCCAAGAACGUCCUCAAAAAGUUCAUCUGCAUCGCCGACCUCCGCACCCAGAUCGCAGGGUACCUGUACGGGCUGUCCCCCCCCGACAACCCGGCCGUGAAGGAGAUUCGCGCGGUGGUCCUCCCGCCGCAGGUGGGCAACCACCAGCAGGUGGUGCUCCCGGCGGGCCUGCCCGAGCAUGAGUACCUGGCGGACCUGGAGCCGCUGGGCUGGAUCCACACGCAGCCCAACGAGCUGACGCAGCUCAACCCGGCGGACGUGACGCAGCACGCGCGCAUCCUGGAGCAGCACAAGGCCUGGGACGGCGAGCGGUGCAUCAUCAUCACGUGCUCCUUCACGCCCGGGUCGUGCAGCCUGGCCGCCUACAAGCUGACGCCAGCGGGCUACGAGUGGGGCCGCAACAACAAGGACAGCGGGAGCAACCCGCAGGGCUACCUGCCCACGCACUACGAAAAAGUGCAGAUGCUGCUGAGCGACCGCUUCAUGGGCUUCUACAUGGUCCCCGACCCGGGCAGCUGGAAUUACAACUUCAUGGGCGUGCGCCACAGCGCCAGCAUGAAGUACGGCCUGCGCCUGGCGCCGCCCAAGGAGUUCUACCACGAGGCGCACCGCCCCACGCACUUCCUCGAGUUCAGCACCAUCGAGGAGCAGGAGGCCGUCGGCGAGGCCGACCGGGAAGACCUCUUUGUAUAAGCGGGAAGGCGCUCACAGAUCGGGGGCCGGAAGUUGAGAUGACCAGUCGAAAGUAGAAUAAACACGUUGAAAGGGUCACGCGCUGUCCAGUCUGUGUCGGUCAUUGUAUAUUACAGCAAGCUUCUGGACCAUUUCUUGUAUUGGUUCCUUCCAAAAUUUCGAGAUCUUGUUUUCGACUGACAGCCCGCGCGCAAACACAAAGCACAC
Klebsormidium nitens is the source of this 7604-nucleotide messenger RNA. Lineage: Eukaryota; Viridiplantae; Streptophyta; Klebsormidiophyceae; Klebsormidiales; Klebsormidiaceae. The record is from the annotation of a GenBank genome assembly.